AUGUUUCAAUGCCCUUGCGAGCAUGUGGCAGCACUACGAGAGGUAAAGCGGGCCAUGGGGGUCCACCACGACUACCUUGACGGGUGGCUUUACCUCUUCCUUGCCAACAAGAAGUUUGACAUUGCGGAGACGGUUGCAAAGCUCCGACGACGCGAUGACAUGGAGCGGACAGUGUUUGCGAAGUACACCAUGACGGACAGUCUGCGCAAAUCGAUGCGGGCGGGUAUUGUGCAGUACAUAGGGCGAGAUAAGGAGGGUCAUCCGGUGCUCUACUUCAAUACAGCGCGCGACCGCCCCACGGCGGCACAGCGGCCUGAGCGGCAGGCAAACUUGGAUAUGUUUCUCAGCUGGGCUGUGCGCUGCGACCGAAAGAACCCGACGGCAAUGGUUACGUGGCUCAUCAAUCAGAAAAACGCCUCGGUGCUGCGCAACACGGAUCUGAUCUUCCAAAAGGAAAUGGCGCUGCGCAUCAGCAAAUUCUUUCCUGGCGUUGUUGCCCGAAUCUUCGUCUGUAAUAUGAGUAGUGCGCUAACUUAUGUGAUAAGGCCGCUGCUACGGCAGCUGCCCCGAACAAUCAGCGAGUGCAUCUUUCUCUUCUCCGCGAGCGACAUCAAUAAGGGCGAGCUGCUGAAGCUCAUCGACCCGGAGGUGCUGCCGGUGGAGAUGGGCGGGAACAAUGACUGCGACCACUCGCCCAACUACGAGCGCUUUGCGACGACUAUCGAGUGUUACUUUGACCGCUGCAUCAGAGCCCUCAGCGAGGGCAAGUCCAUCAAGGAGAUGGAGAUGAUGGAGGAGUUCGACGUCGACAAGCACGGCGCUCCCGUCGCUCCAGCAACUGAAGGUGUGGCCGCGGGGUACACCAACUCUACACCCACGCCGAACGAUGCAACCGUCAUUGGAAGUACGGAGGCGUACCAGAACAUGUCGACGGCUUGGUCAAACACAACCACGACGCCCAGCGAGGAGACGCUUGACUUUGCCAUCAUACAAGAGCCAUGCACUGUAGUGGUAGACAACGAAGGGCAAAGGGAUAUGAUUCAGGGCGUUGUCCAACCCGACCAACAAGGAGAGCAUCUCGUGCCUCUCACAAGUGGCACUGUCGCCAUCGACUGGAACACGUUGUGUGCGUCAUCGUCGGCGUCCCUGCCAUCUCUCAUUAGUCACGUGCCAAGCACUAACCUCUUUGACUGUGUUAGUGAGCCCGGUGAAUCCAUGGGGGACUUUGCCGACUCUACCAUCACCAGGGAGGGACUGUACCGGGUGCACCUCAGCUCUAUUGAGGAGUUCUCGUACUCGGUGAUCCUGCGCAAGUACCUUGCGCAGGGCCAGGGCGGCGGUUGUGGCGGUGCCAUCUCGGAGCAGUGGGAUGCAUGUCUUCGUGACUGGAUCUCCUUCCGCUGCCAGUGCGUGGAGCUGGUUCCAAAGCUGGAGCACCUCUUGGAGGCACUGAGACUCGGUGCCAUGCUGUCAGAGGACGAGGAGGACGUAGUCACCCAGCUUCGCCGCUGCAGCCACUUCAUGCUCAACCUCUUUCCGCAGACGCAGCGGAUGAUGCGCUUUCAUUUGCUGGACUGGUAUGCGGUGGGGGCCACGACACACUACCGCACUGCUGCUGCUGCCGCAGCGUCGACCACGAGCAAUAAGACGGUGACUGAUCACGGCGUAGUAGACUUGCUUUCUGUGAACCCGCGGCGGCUAGCGUUCCAGCUCGACUGCACCUCACCCGACAACGUCCUUCUCUCCGCACAGGCCGGCGCUAUCGAGUUUGUCGAGAACUGGGACGAUUUGAUUGCAUUAGAUCAGCGUAUGGGGCGAGUGGUGCGCCGCCUGCUGCUGACGUGGCCGCCACAGACAGGUCGAGUCACCUUCGAGGCGCAGCUCCACUCCAGAGCGCGUCAGCUGUGGGAGCAGCUAACGCCGCUGUUCCGCGUUUACAUCGAAGCCAAGGUGGGCAUCUCCCUCGCGGAGUUCAUCCAGCACUAUCGCCUGCUCGUGCCGGGCGGCUACAUUGAUGAGACGGCGGAGUGGUACCGGCUGCUCUUUGCGGCAGUGCUGCGGUACCGCGAGCUGCACCGCCGCAGCUGGCUCUUCCACGUUUUCCCACCACUGGGUCAUGCCGAUGUGAGGGCGGCCGAGCCGCCAACGAUGGAGGAGCUCCUGCAGGCUCAUGGGGACGCCGUCACGGAUGUGAAGGCUGCGGUAUCGCUCACGAUGCUGGUGGAGCAGUCACUGCGCUAUACCGCAGACCAGCUGAGCACGGACGGCGCUGGCGGUGCUGUGGCGACGCGCGCCACCGUGGAGCGCUAUCUUGAGGCGAGUCAGGCAAAGGUCUUCAUCCCGUACGAGACGCAGCGCUCUGGUGUGCUGCCCAGCGAGAGCAUUGCGCAGUACAGGAGGGCUGCAGCAACGUGCCUGAAGAACGCAGAGGCGCCACUACAAGAAUUUCUUUUCACCACUGUGAGCCUGUUCGUGCUCCAGCGCGAGUACCCGCCCGACAUGACCGAGGCGGAGAUCAUGGCGGCGCUGCAGCGGUCCAAAAAACAGAGCGCGGUGAAUAUGCAGGAGCGCCGCGAGCACCAGCAAGUCGCCAUCUCAUUUGCGGGCGUCUGCUCCGAGCUGCAGGGGAGUUUUGGCAGCGACAUUCACGGCCUUCUCACGACGUAUUCCGCACCGGACAUGCCCGCGUAUGGGUAUGCCUUAGGGCUGGAGCUGCUGCUAGCGGUGGCCAUUCUGAAAAGCCGGCGGAGCAGGAGCGGCAGCGGCGGACGUGGAGGGACACCCUUGCAGACCUCGUGUAAGCUUCUGUCUUCGGUGACUGCCUUGAGCGAGAACGAUAUCUGCGCGAUGAGCGAUGACACGGAGGUGCGUGAUGUCGGAGCGCCUUCCUUAGUUAGUGCUCAGUCUCUGCUGGAGACGCUGAACGCCAUGAGUCACCCUGCGCUGCGACUCGCCUCGCUCAAGCGCAUGCACAUUUUUUGA
Messenger RNA from Leishmania braziliensis MHOM/BR/75/M2904, 2982 nucleotides. RefSeq lists its product as hypothetical. NCBI's taxonomy places the organism in Eukaryota, Euglenozoa, Kinetoplastea, Trypanosomatida, Trypanosomatidae. The record is from RefSeq and is a predicted model, not a curated record. The coding region runs from base 1 to 2982 and encodes 993 amino acids. The transcript has a single exon.